Oppiella nova is the source of this 2550-nucleotide messenger RNA. The record is from the annotation of a GenBank genome assembly. NCBI's taxonomy places the organism in Eukaryota, Metazoa, Arthropoda, Arachnida, Sarcoptiformes, Oppiidae.
AUGCGGACGUGUCGGUCGGGUCGGUGCGAGUGUGCGGGCGAUGGAUAUGCGGAGAACCCUAUAAAUGGUCGCAAAUGUGAAUACCAAUCUACUCCCAGGUCGGGUAAUAACGAGUGUACCCAUAAUGACUAUAAGGAAAACCAGUUAAAUGUAAUUAACUGCGAAUACCAGACCACUACUGCACCGGUGUCACAACAGCUUGGUGAAAAUGGUGAUUGUUUGUGGUCAGUGGUUAACAACGCCGGUAUAGCAACUGUAGGUCCACUGGAAUGGGGAUCAAUGGAUGACUACCACCGGGUGUUUGCCGUCAAUACCUUCAGUGGCGUACGAGUGACGCGGACUUUCCUACCGCUCAUUAAGGCCUCAAAAGGCCGUAUAGUGAACGUGGUCAGCAUGUUGGGACGUUUUUCAUCCAAUCUGAUCGGAAUCUACUGUAUGUCCAAACACGCGAUGACCGCAUUCUCGGACACAUUGCGCCGGGAGUUGCGUGGGUUUGGUGUUAGUGUCAGUACCAUUGAACCGGCAUUUUUUCGCACAAACAUCGCUGACUGUAGCCGUGCCGGUAACGGAGUGGAGCGCACAUGGUGUCAAACUAGUCGAGAGGUACAGGAGACUUACGGCACCUCCUAUUUGGCGGCUCAGAAACAACUGUCUAUGAAUAUCGAUAAGUUAUGGCGAAUGGGCGAUGAUAUCGAUAUAGUGAUCAAUGAUAUGAUAGAUGCCGUGCAAAAUGUUGAGCCUAGGGUGUCACAACACCUUGGUAAAAACGGUGAUUGUUUGUGGUCAGUGGUGAACAACGCCGGUAUAGCAACUGUAGGUCCACUGGAAUGGGGAUCAAUGGAUGACUACCACCGGGUGUUUGCCGUCAACACCUUCGGUGGCGUACGAGUGACGCGGACUUUCCUGCCGCUCAUUAAGGCCUCAAAAGGUCGAGUAGUGAACGUGGUCAGUAUGUCAGGUCGUUUCUCAACCAAUAUUAUCGGAAUAUACUGUAUGUCCAAACACGCGAUGACCGCAUUCUUGGACACAUUGCGCCGGGAGUUGCAUGGGUUUGGUGUACGGGUCAGUACCAUUGAACCGGCAUUUUUUCGCACAAAUAUUGCCGACUGUGUCCGUAUCCGUUCCAAACUGGAGGGCACAUGGAGUCGAACUAGUCGAUGCGACACAGGAGUCUACGCCACUGUUAUAUCAGAGUCGAGUCCAGGGGCUAAGGAAUUGAUCACAAAGUGUAGAUUUUCAGAUAAAAUCCAUGUCUGGGAAAUGGAUGUCACUAAUGUGGUGAACAACGCCGGUAUAGCAACUGUAGGUCCACUGGAAUGGGGAUCAAUGGAUGACUACCACCGGGUGUUUGCCGUCAACACCUUCGGUGGCGUACGAGUGACGCGGACUUUCCUACCGCUCAUUAAGGCUUCAAAAGGUCGCAUGAUAAACAUGGUCAGUAGUUUAAGUCGUUUUUCUAUGAACGGACUCGGAGUGUACGGUAUGUCCAAACACGCGAUGAUCGCAUUCUCGGACACAUUGCGCCGGGAGUUGCAUGGGUUUGGUGUACGGGUCAGUACCAUUGAACCGGCUUCUUUCCGCACAAAUAUAAACCAAAUUAGCCAAUCAGUUGACAUACUGGAGCGCACCUGGAAUAACACCAGUCAGGAUAUACAGGAGACUUACGGCACCUCCUAUUUCCGAGCUCAGAGGAAACUGGUCAUGAAUGUGCAUAACAUAUGGCGAUCGGGUGAUGAUAUCGAUGUAGUGGUCAAUGAUAUGAUAGAUGCCGUACAAAGUGUUGAGCCCAGUAUUAGCAUCAAAUGUGUCCCCGAUGUGACCCAAUGCUCAACAAACAGCGAUUGUAAUACAAAUAACAACGAGGUAUGUGUCGACGGCACCUGUAGGUGUGCGGCUAACUACCAGUCCGACGGUACGGUAUGUCAAAAAUAUACCUGUACUACAGCCAGUCAGUGCGCAAACUCGUGGGACUUGUUACGUACUUGUGAUACAACCACCAAAACGUGCGUAUGUCUGGACAUAAGUCGCCAAAACCCUAAUAAUGGCUAUAAAUGUGACCUGGAGUACGUGCCUACCUGUCCAUGCGGUACAGACCCUAACGAACUCUGUGUAUCAGGAGAGUGUAGGUGCGCACCGGACUAUAAAUACAGUCCCGUGUCAGACAAAUGCGAGCCAUACAAGUGCACCAGUAGUCCAGAUAACUGUCGCCAGAGUUGGGACGUAUUGAGGGUCUGUGCGGACGGGAAGUGUGUUUGUAAUAAUGAUAUACUCAGGGAGGACACCACUAAUGGCCGGGUAUGUACGGAACAUUGGGCACCGGUAUGCGGGGCUGAUGGCGAUUGUGGUGACCACGAGCUCUGUGUGGAUGGGAAGUGCCGGUGCGCUCCCGAGUAUGGCUGGAGUGCUGUGGAGGGGAAGUGUAUGAUAACGCCGUGCGGUCGAUGCGAUCGGUUAUACCCCUGGGAUCUCAUGAGAAACUGUAGGGAUGGCAAGUGUGGCUGCACUGACUUGUUUGUGGAGGAUCCUGAUAACGGCCGUAAAUGUGUACCA